AUGAGUGGAAAAUUUGUCAGGGCGUCCAAAUAUCGCCAUGUCUUUGGACAAGGCUCUAAAAAGGAAUUGUGCUAUGAAAACCUCAAAAUCACAAAGAACGCAUGGGAUUCCAACAUUAUCCAAACCAAUGGAAAGUACAUAUCUGCAAACUGGGAUGCAUCAGGUGGUGGAGCGUUUGCAGUUAUUCCCGUUGAAGAAGUUGGCAAAGCUCCCGACAAGGUUUCAUUGUUUAGGGGCCACAAAGGUCCCGUUUUGGACACUGCUUUCAACCCAUUUGACUCGCAAGAAAUUGCUAGUUGCUCAGACGAUGGUAAAAUCUUGAUUUGGAAGAUUCCGCAGGACUACUCUUUUCAUCGUUAUCUCGAUGAGAAUGAUGAAAUCAGGGAUAUUACGGAACCCUCAAAAGUGUUGCUGGGACAUACUAGAAAAGUUGGUUUGAUUGAAUACCAUCCUUGUGCAGCAAAUAUCUUAGCCUCGAGCUCUUUGGACUACACUGUCAAAAUUUGGAAUACGGAAACCGGUAAAGACGAAAUAACUUUACAACACAAAGACUUGGUGACCUCUUUUGCCUUUAAUUACAAUGGGUCCUUGUUGGCAACUACGUCUAGAGACAAGAAGCUUAGAAUUUGGGAUGUUAGGGAAGGAAAAGUGUUAUCAGAGGGUCCAGGACACACUGGAGCUAAACCUUCUAGAAUUACAUGGCUAGGAAACACUGACAGAAUAGUGACUACUGGAUUUUCCAAGUUGUCUGAUCGUCAAGUUGGCGUAUGGGACAUUCAGCACAUUGACAACGGUCCAAUUGGCGGAUUCAUGGUUAUCGAUGCAUCCUCAGGUGUUCUCGUUCCUUAUUUCGACCCUGCAAACUCGAUUUUAUACCUUGCUGGAAAAGGUGAUGGUAAUAUUCGUUAUUAUGAGUACGACACUGAUGAGUUGUAUGAAUUAUCUCAAUAUGCAUCCACCGACCCACAAAGAGGAUUCGCAGUUGUUCCUAAACACUCCGUAAAUGUUAAAGAAAACGAAGUUUUGCGAGCAUUCAAGACAGUUUUGGAUACUCUGAUUGAACCAAUUAGCUUUAUUGUCCCCAGAAGAUCGGAAUUAUUCCAACUGGACAUUUAUCCAGAUUGUCCUUCUACAACUCCUGCCCUUAGUGCCGAGGAGUGGCUUGAUGGCAAAGAGGUUAAUGGACCGGUUUUGAUGAAUAUGGAAGCUCUCUAUGAAGGAAAAGAGCCAAGCUUGAAGGAUAGCAAACCUGCCACUAAUGUUUCUGAGGUCAAAGAGGCCAAAAGUAGAGAUUUGCAGAAACAAAAGGAAGAAGCUGGCCAGAAAAAAGAGCAAGAGAAAAAGUCAAAAGAGUCUUCACCUUUGCCUUUGUCGUCAUCACCCAGGGCAGAUAAGUCCGAACCAGCCAAGAAAGAAGGUCAAUCAAGUGAGAAAAACUCGUCUUUAAGUGGAAGUCCAGACAAGAAUGUAGAUGAGUUGUUACAAAAAUCAAAUGAGGUGGGUAGUUUGUUGAAUAAAGUAGCUAAUCAAUCGGAUGAGGAAGAAACAAGUGAAGCCGAGGAAUCAAAAGAUGAUGGAUGGGAAGAGGUGAAGAAACCAGAAACAAAGUCGGUCUCUCCUGCAGAAAGUAAAAUUAAAGAAGAUGGAAAGAGUGAAACAGUGACUUCCGCACCUUUGAGCACGGCAAAUGAACAGGAAAAUGCGAAUUUGAAACUUGAGGCAACUUCCACUGAGCCCAAGCCCACUAAAGCUGAAAAUAAAGUGGAAACACCGAAAUUGGUCAAUGACAAGGAAAAGAACGAGAAAGACUCCGCCCCUUCAUCCAAAGACAAAUCAAAGGAAGAAGCUAAAACGGCAUCCGAUGAAGACAAAUCAACCAAGCCUACCAAUGCAAGACCUACAUUAGCAUCCACAAUUGACAGAUUGUCCAGUUUGGUGUCUCAGUUUGAAUCGCAUAUUGUCAAGCUAGAAAAAGCCAAUUUGGACAAGGACGAGAGAUUGAAAGCCUUAGAGGACAAAAUCGAGAGUUUGCUUAAAAAGUAA
This is a messenger RNA of Lodderomyces theae, 2043 nucleotides long. It is a transcript of the gene CRN1, whose product is annotated as Crn1p. The coding region runs from base 1 to 2043 and encodes 680 amino acids. The record is from RefSeq and is a predicted model, not a curated record. Gene Ontology annotation, biological process: actin filament organization. Lineage: Eukaryota; Fungi; Ascomycota; Pichiomycetes; Serinales; Debaryomycetaceae. The transcript is spliced from 2 exons. Gene Ontology annotation, molecular function: actin filament binding.